CUGAUAGGAGAGUUCAGAGAAGUAGAAACCCAGUAAACAAAACACAAACUAAGACAUGGCCAGCCAGAUGGUAGGAACAAAGAAAGCUUGUGUCGUGGGUGGCACGGGAUUUGUUGCAUCCUUGCUGAUCAAGUUGUUGCUUGAGAAGGGUUAUGCGGUUAACACUACAGUUAGGGAUCCUGACAACCAGAAGAAGAUCCCUCACCUUGUAACGUUGCAAAAGUUGGGAGACUUGAAAAUUUUUCAGGCAGAUUUAAUUGAUGAAAGGAGCUUUGAUUACCCCUUUGCCGGUUGUAAACUUGUCUUCCAAGUUGCAACACCAGUUAAUUUUGCUUCUCAAGAUCCAGAGAAUGACAUGAUAAAACCGGCAAUCCAAGGAGUGCUGAACGUUUUGAAAGCUUGUGCCAAAGCAAAAACCAUUAAACGUGUCGUCUUGACAUCAUCACCUGCGGCUGUGUCAAUCAACACAUUAAACAGGACGGAUCUGGUCAUGACCGAGAGAGACUGGACCGAUACCGAGUUCUUAUCAUCUGCAAAGCCACCAACUUGGGGGUACCCUGCAUCCAAGACGUUGGCUGAAAAGACAGCUUGGAGAUAUGCUGAAGAAAACAACAUCGAUCUCGUUACAGUUAUCCCUUCUCUCAUGACUGGUCCUUCUCUUACCCCAGAUGUGCCCAGCAGCAUCGAACUUGCAACAGCUUUGAUUUCAGGCAAUGACUUCCUCGUAAAUGCUUUGAAAGCUAUGCAGAUGUUGUCAGGCUCGAUCUCCAUCACGCAUGUGGAAGACGUAUGUCGAGCGCAUGUUUUUCUGGCCGAACAAGAAUCUGCAUCGGGUCGAUAUAUAUGUUGUGCUGUCAAUUCCAGUGUGCCGGAACUCGCUAAGUUCCUCCACAAAAGAAACCCGGAGUUCCAAGUCCCUACCGAUUUUGGAGAUUGCCCCUCCAAAGCCAAGUUGAUCAUUUCCUCAGAGAAGCUUAUCAAUGAAGGGUUCAGCUUUAAGUUUGGGAUUGAGGAAAUCUUCGACCAAACCGUGGAAUAUUUGAAGGACAAGGGGCUGCUCAAGUGAAGAGUUCUGACGCGAAUCUUCCCUAAUGAUUGUGGUGUUUGGUAGCUCAAGGUCUAUGCUGUGUGUUUUCUGAUGAAUUGAGAAUAACUUCGUGUUCCACAAAUUAAGUUAAAAUCGUAUGACCAAUGUCAACUAUUUUUAUCAUGAUUGUCA
This is a messenger RNA of Hibiscus syriacus, 1219 nucleotides long. Its product is annotated as anthocyanidin reductase ((2S)-flavan-3-ol-forming)-like. Lineage: Eukaryota; Viridiplantae; Streptophyta; Magnoliopsida; Malvales; Malvaceae. The transcript has 6 exons. Bases 56 to 1066 code for a protein of 336 amino acids. The record is from RefSeq and is a predicted model, not a curated record. Gene Ontology annotation, molecular function: oxidoreductase activity, acting on the CH-OH group of donors, NAD or NADP as acceptor; anthocyanidin reductase activity.